UUACGGGUGCCAUUAUCUGAUCCAGAAUUUAAUAAGUCCAUCAUGGCCCGAGGCGUUAAGUUAUCGGAUUUGGCGUGCAUAUCGCCUUCAAGUGGGUGGUUUGGGCCUGAUGAGGAAGGAAGGAGGACCAUAAAGAUUCAGUGCGGCUCAAUUCAAGAUACGGCCAAUUUCUAUAUGAGGCCCAUUGAAGGGCUCACUGUAACGGUGGACAUCGACAGGAAAGAGGUGGUGAGGAUUUCAGAUACAGGCAGAGAAAUUCCGGUUCCGAAAGGGACAAACACCGACUACCGAUACACAGCCCAGGACAGGCCACCAGAAAUGGAGCCAAUCAAUCCAAUUUCAAUGGAGCAGCCCAAGGGGCCAAGUUUUAGAGUCGAAGAUGGACAUACAGUGAAAUGGGCUAAUUGGGAGCUCCACCUCAAGGCUGACCAACGAGCCGGUAUGAUAAUUUCCCAAGCCAAGGUUCGGGACUCGGAGACUGGUGAGCUCCGGAGUGUCAUGUACAAAGGGUUUGCUUCUGAAAUGUUCGUGCCUUAUAUGGACCCAGAUGAAGCUUGGUACUUCAAAUCGUACAUGGAUGCAGGCGAGUUUGGGCUAGGGGGGACCGCACUAGCACUUGUGCCACUAAAUGACUGUCCUCGAAACUCAUACUACAUGGACGGGGUUUUCGUGGCAUCGGAUGGGAAACCCCUUAUUCAGAGCAACAUGAUAUGUGUGUUCGCGCGGUACACUGGCGAUGUUGGCUGGCGACACUCUGAAACCUUCCUUCCUGGUUUUAAUAUUAGGGAAGCAAGGCCUAAUGUGACUCUUGUGGCUCGAAUAGCGGCAUCAGUAGGAAACUAUGACUACAUCUUCGACUGGGAAUUCCAAACAGAUGGUCUCAUUCGGGUUAAGGUUGGGCUCUCUGGAAUGCUAAUGGUGAAAGGAACCCCUUUGGAAAAUAUUCAUCAAGCACCUAAUCAAGAUGACAUGUCUGGCACUCUGGUGUCCGAAAAUGUCAUUGGUGUGGUUCAUGAUCACUUCAUCACUUUCCACCUCGAUCUGGAUAUAGAUAACACUGAUAAUUCCUUUGUUAAGGUCAAUCUGGUGAAGGAAGAGACUCUGACAGGCCAAUCACCCAGGAAGAGUUACUUGAAAGCCAAGAGGAAUGUGGCCGCGACCGAAAAUGAUGCGAAAAUCAAGCUUAAGCUCUAUGAUCCAUCAGAGUUUCACGUGAUCAAUCCUUUGAAGCGGUCUAGGUUGGGGAAUUCAGCCGGAUACAAGAUUGUCCCCAGUGGCACCGCGGCUAGCUUGCUGGAUUUACAAGAUCCUCCUCAACUAAGAAGUGCUUACAAUAAUCAGAUCUGGGUGACUCCAUACAAUCGGACUGAACAAUGGGCUGGGGGGCUUUUCGUGUAUCAGAGCAAGGGAGAGGAUACUCUGGCCGUGUGGUCUGAUAGGAACCGUCCAAUUGAGAACAGAGACAUUGUGUUAUGGUACACCUUGGGAUUCCAUCACAUACCAUGCCAAGAAGACUUUCCAAUAAUGCCAACAGUAUCAUCAAGUUUUGAUCUGAAGCCUGUUAAUUUCUUUGAAAGCAAUCCAGUUCUUCGGGCUGCACCCAACUUCGAAAAAGACCUUCCUGUUUGUAGACCUGCUGCAUCAUCUUGACUGUUGAUCGCAUUUGUUCCAGUCCAUUAAAAGCCCUAUCCUGUGGAACUCUGGAUGAAAAAAUCAUUAGUUUUAUUUAUAGUUACCAAGGAUAUGUUAGGUUUGAAUAGUGUUAUCCAAGAGCCAUUUGGGGAAAUAAUGUUGUUAUGUCCAAUUUUUAACAUAUUGGAUAGCUUUUAAUUUGGGAUUUGUGUUUUUAUGUUUAUUUUGAAAAGAAUUUUUGUUGGGUGCUCAAGAAGAGUAACCCUCAAAAAUGUCAUUUCCAUAUACUUUAUAAACAUACCAAGUAAAUCAAAUGUAUCAAGUUUUACAUGA
Molecule: messenger RNA, 1965 nt
Organism: Vitis vinifera (wine grape)
Lineage: Eukaryota; Viridiplantae; Streptophyta; Magnoliopsida; Vitales; Vitaceae
Product: amine oxidase [copper-containing] gamma 1-like
Biological process (GO): amine metabolic process
Molecular function (GO): primary methylamine oxidase activity; copper ion binding; quinone binding
Source: RefSeq, a predicted model, not a curated record